Scleropages formosus (Asian bonytongue) is the source of this 2437-nucleotide messenger RNA. Its product is annotated as neuronal acetylcholine receptor subunit alpha-3-like. NCBI's taxonomy places the organism in Eukaryota, Metazoa, Chordata, Actinopteri, Osteoglossiformes, Osteoglossidae. The transcript has 6 exons. Gene Ontology annotation, cellular component: postsynaptic membrane. Gene Ontology annotation, molecular function: acetylcholine-gated monoatomic cation-selective channel activity; transmembrane signaling receptor activity. Gene Ontology annotation, biological process: monoatomic ion transmembrane transport. The record is from RefSeq and is a predicted model, not a curated record. Bases 190 to 1791 code for a protein of 533 amino acids.
CCGGCAGCGCGCGCACUGUCCGAACACCACUGUGUGUCGCGCGCUCAUCGGCGUCGCGCUGCUCCCCGCGAACGGCGGACUCGUGUCGUGGUGCUGCUCGCGCGUCUACUACGGAACGAACGGACGGACUGACUGACUGACUGACUGACUGAGGGACUGACUGACGGAGGAACGGACGGAGCGACAGACAUGCGGGUCCAGCGGGGCUCCGGUUUCCCUGCCUGCGCCCUUCUGCUCCUCCUGCUUCUCCCAGGAGCGUCUUGCUCUGAGGCUGAGCACAGGCUUUUCUCGGUCAUCUUCUCCAAGUACAACCAGUACAUCCGGCCCGUGGAAAAUGUGUCGGACCCGGUCAUCGUGCAGUUCGAGGUGUCCAUGUCUCAGCUGGUGAAAGUGGAUGAGGUUAACCAAAUCAUGGAAACCAACCUGUGGCUCAGACAUAUUUGGAAUGACUACAAACUGAGGUGGGAUCCCAAAGAGUUCGGUGGAGUAGAAUUCAUUCGGGUGCCAUCAAACAGAAUCUGGAAACCAGACAUCGUUCUCUAUAAUAAUGCAGUGGGAGACUUCCAGGUGGAUGACAAGACCAAGGCCUUGCUACGCUACAAUGGAGAUGUCACGUGGAUUCCACCUGCCAUCUUCAAGAGCUCCUGCAAAAUUGAUGUGACCUACUUCCCCUUUGACUACCAGAACUGCACCAUGAAGUUUGGCUCGUGGACUUACGACAAGGCCAAGAUCGACUUGGUCCUAAUCGGCUCAACCAUCAACCUGAAGGACUUCUGGGAGAGCGGCGAAUGGAUGAUCAUUGAUGCCCCAGGGUAUAAGCAUGACAUCAAGUACAACUGCUGUGAGGAGAUCUACACCGACAUCACGUACUCUCUUUAUAUCCGCCGGCUUCCACUUUUCUACACAAUAAACAUGAUAAUCCCCUGUCUGCUUAUUUCCUUCCUUACUGUACUGGUCUUUUACCUGCCUUCAGACUGCGGCGAGAAGGUCACUCUGUGCAUCUCUGUGCUGCUCUCCCUUACCGUGUUCCUCUUGGUCAUCACCGAGACCAUCCCCUCCACCUCGCUGGUCAUUCCACUCAUUGGCGAGUACCUCCUCUUCACCAUGAUCUUUGUGACCCUCUCUAUUGUCAUCACUGUCUUUGUGCUCAAUGUACACUACCGCACACCCAAGACGCACACCAUGCCUGCCUGGGUGCGUCACGUCUUCCUGGGGAUGCUGCCUAGGGUGAUGUUUAUGACCCGGCCAGAGAGGGAUCCCAUCCCCCCACCUCCUCACUCGCCACCACCCCCAAAACAGCACAAUCUGAGCGGGGGCCUACACCAGCACCAGCACCUUCUCCUCAGCACCGAGCUCUGCAACCUCAACAACCUCAACCGCGAUGCCACCAAGGCCGGCUCAAGCUUCCUGUGCCGGGAGGGACGCUGCAACUGCUGCUGGCGGCAGAGAUCUACCAAGCUCCCGGCUGAUGGGGGCGGGGGCAUCGUGCGUGGACUGGGCACCAUCACCGGGAUCGGUGGUAACGGAAGCUCUUGCUCCAGCUCAGAGUCCUUGGAGGGUGGAAAAUUGUCCCUGCCCACCCUCUCGCAAGAGGUACGGGACGCUAUUGAAAGCGUUAAGUACAUCGCCGAGAACAUGAGACUACAGAAUGAAGCCAAAGAGGUUCAAGAUGACUGGAAGUACGUGGCUAUGGUGAUUGACAGGAUCUUCCUGUGGGUUUUUAUUCUGGUCUGCAUUCUGGGAACUGCAGGCCUCUUCCUCCAGCCUCUCUUAAUGGGAGAGGACAUUUGACACGUACAGACUGUGCGGAAGCAGAAGCCAGUUUUUGAAAUCGCAAAUGCAGCUGGUGUGCGGAAUUCAUACGGGGUCACACAGCUACAAUCUAGAAUCAGAACGAGGUCUCGUGUAAAAAAAAUAAAAUUGAGGUUGCAGUCUAAGACCCCGUAGAAGGGGCUUCAUUUUACUGUAUACUGUAGUAGAGGAUUGUUUAGUGUUAUAUGUAGACUUUAUAUGCAGUAACUGCUGCAAGCCACUGAGCUUUUAAAUUUAUUGAGACUAGGAGAAACACCCUCCUUGUACACUAUAUUACUUGUCUUUCUAUGCCGUAUUGUAAAAAUUCUUAGCGUACAAUGGUAACCCACAGAAACAACAGCGGAGUAGAGUCCAUUUCCAUGACAUGUUUGAAGCAAGUUUAGAUUUGGGUUAUUGACUUUGUUUCAUUCUUUCUGGGCAACACAAUUGUUGGAUUUUAUUUACGACAUUUUCUCAAGAAAAUAUGGAGGAAAAAAAAGGGUAAAGUUCAGGAUCACAUGUUACACUUUGUUUAAUUUUACACCAGUUAAUUUUUUAAAAUGCAAAAUUAAAGUCUUCAGCAGCUUGCAACACGCCACUUUCUGUUUAUUCAUUUUUAUAGUUUUUCGGACUAAAUAAAAGCUUC